This is a messenger RNA of Opisthorchis viverrini, 276 nucleotides long. RefSeq lists its product as hypothetical. The record is from RefSeq and is a predicted model, not a curated record. The transcript has a single exon. The coding region runs from base 1 to 276 and encodes 91 amino acids. Lineage: Eukaryota; Metazoa; Platyhelminthes; Trematoda; Opisthorchiida; Opisthorchiidae.
AUGUGGACUGUUAUACUGCAGUUCCUCCGCCUCAAUUCCCGUUAUAUUGCCCUCCCAUUUGCUGUCGUUGUGGGCUGUGUCGGGUUGAAUAUCGAGAAGCUACUUCGAAAUCAGGAGGACAUUUCCAGUGUCAAACACGCUCCGAAGCAGACCGUAGCAGAUGCACGUCUAAAACGCCAGAUUGAUCUUGAGUUGUCCCCAUCCUCUGAUCUUGCGCCUCCUCAGGAUGCACCUCCUCCUUGGAAUGAAUUAAUGUUUGACAGAAAUAAACGGUGA